AAUUAUUGAAAUUGAAUUAUGCAAGACAUGGUAUGAAUAAGUUUGAUUGUCUUUGUUAGAGAGCUUCAGUCACAUUUUCUUUCUUCUAGUGCUCUGACGUGGUCAACAGGCGGUUACGUUCUACAACUCCAGGUCCUUCUGCUCCGCCCUUGCAGAAUGAAGAGUAAAGAGGAACGAAUACUGGAACUGGAGACAGAGAAUGCUAUUCUUCAUUUAAGACUUGCCGAGUGUCUGGGGAAGCUCCGUCGAGACCAUGAAAAGGAGACCAAGGACCUGAAGCAUCAACUGCAGCAGAGGAACGCUCAGAAGAUCACCCGCUCAGCCCUCGCCAAACUCCUCUCUGAGGUCCAGGCCGUGAAGCAGGACUUGAGUGAACUUUUCGCAGUGUAUUUGAGUUUUUCCACUGAGCUGGAAGAGCAGAACAAGCAGCUGCUGGACAAAGUACAGCAGGCCAGCUGUUCUCUAAAGGGUGACCGUGGAGAGGAGGCUCAGGACUUACAAGCUGUGGUCUCAGCUCUAGAGCGCUCUCUGGAGGAGGAGCGGGAGAGGUGCCGGGCGGAGAGGCAGAGGAGGAAAGAGCUCCAUAACACGCUGGUGGAGCUGAGAGGCAACAUCAGGGUUCACUGCAGGGUGCGACCAGUUUUACCGUUUGACCACGUCCCGUCUUCCACCCCUGGAUCAUGGCCUGCAUUAUCAGAAGAAGUGGUGUCUACAGUCAGUGAUGACACAGUGAUGGUGAAUUGCAUAAAACCUGGAAUGCCAGUGCAUAACAAGAUGUAUGAGUUUGAGAGAGUGCAUGGACCAGAGGAAUCCCAGGAUGCAGUGUUCGAGGAAGUCAAGCCGCUCCUCACAUCUCUGUUGGACGGCUACAAUGUGUGUAUCAUGGCGUACGGGCAGACAGGAAGUGGGAAGACUCACACCAUGAUGGGCUCCCAGCUGCUGGAGGAGCACUCGGGGGGACAGCAGAGGGCGCAGCCGGGGGCGCAGCAGGGCAUCAUCCCCAAGGCGGCUGCUGAACUCUUUCGGAUGAUCUCUGAGAAGCCAGCAGACAGCCACACAGUGGAGGUGUCAGUGAUGGAGGUGUACAACAACGAGGUGCUCGACCUUCUGGCCAAAGAUGCGCAGGGCAACCCGGUGGAGCAGCGCUGCGACGUCAUCACCACCUCCAAUGGAACCAGCCAGGUCAUCACCCUCAAAUACCAGCCCGUGCGGGAUGCCUCUGAGGUGAUGCAGAUCCUCAGCAGGGUUUUGAAGCUCAGGGCUCACUGUCCCACCCUCGUCCACCCCGACUCCUCUCGCUCUCACCUCAUUGUCACCCUCACCAUUUCCUCCAAAAGCCCCAACGCAUUGGCCCUGGCCCGCCGGCUCCAGAGUGCCAAGAAGGACAUGCAGCUGGCCGCUCAGAAGGAAUGGUGGAGCCCACGCUGUCGCCGUGCCAACCUCGUCGCGCGCAAAUCAUCUGAGGAUCAUCUCUUCGCGAGCACGGCCUCCUCUCCCAGCCGCUCCCCCUCACACUCCCCCUGUCCCUCCCCCAGGCCCAGCGUCUCCCAGGCUCUGUUCAAAAUCAAGCUGCAGCUGGUGGACCUGGCAGGGAGCGAGAGUGUCGGUAUGUCUGGAGUUUCGGGCGCCGCUCUGUGGGAGGUGUCCUGUAUAAACCGCAGUCUCUCUGCUCUGUCCGAUGUCCUGGGAGCUCUGGCUGAGCAGAGACCACACGUCCCCUACAGGAACAGCAAACUCACCCAUCUGCUACAGGACGCCAUAGGCGGAGAUGCCAAGCUGCUGGUGAUGCUGUGCGUCUCCCCCACGCAGCGCUACGUCACAGAGUCCCUGCAGUCCCUGGGCUUCGGGACCCGGGCCCGUCAGGUCCAGAAGGAGCUGCCGCGAAGGAAGGGGAACCCUCUCAAAGUUAAGUGACGAGACAGACAGAGAGAUUUUCUCCUUUGCAAUACGGCAGCAAAAUAAGUCCUGAAUCAGUCAUGCCAACAGAUACGUUGUGACGGUAUAAGAUCAAUACCUGCAAAUCUGUUAUUUUAGUUUAUAGUGUGUGUGAGCCCUUCUUUCUCUCAGUAGUACUUUAACUAAGAAAUGUGUUGAUUUUGCUAGAAAUGUUUAUAUAUUUUCCUUUUUUAGAUAUAUUUUAAUAGACUAAAUGUCUUUUAUAGGGAUUUCUGAAGUACUUGUACUGUAUAAUGUGUUCAUUGUUAACCCUGGCAAAUAAAGGGUGCUUAGUAGUUAUGGAUGAAGAUACUGAAAGUUGGGGUAAUGAUUCAAUUUAGUAUAACAUUUUAUUUAUUCAAUUUCUCAUAUCAUUAGACUGUAGAUCAUGUUGAUAGUCGUCAGUCCUGUAUAAGAAAAUGCUUCCUGACUGAAGUAGUCUUCCAUGAAUUCUGUUGUAAAUACAUUUCAGUGUUUCUGCUCAUGCCUUCUCUUUUUUAGAGUUUUGGGUGCAGUUAUGUUUCUACACGUUGAUGUAUUCUGUAUCUGUAUUCAUCCCCCUUUUUUGAAGACUUGAACAAUUCUUUGAUAGAUUAGUCUCAGUAGAAAGUAGUGCCUAUAUUACAAAACUAAAUUAAACAGCUGAUGUGCA
This is a messenger RNA of Gymnodraco acuticeps, 2587 nucleotides long. RefSeq names its product kinesin family member 25 (gene kif25). The transcript is spliced from 15 exons. Gene Ontology annotation, molecular function: ATP binding; microtubule binding; microtubule motor activity. Bases 157 to 1914 code for a protein of 585 amino acids. Gene Ontology annotation, biological process: microtubule-based movement. Lineage: Eukaryota; Metazoa; Chordata; Actinopteri; Perciformes; Bathydraconidae. The record is from RefSeq and is a predicted model, not a curated record.